This is a messenger RNA of Salvia miltiorrhiza (redroot sage), 1439 nucleotides long. Its product is annotated as probable glucan endo-1,3-beta-glucosidase At4g16260. Lineage: Eukaryota; Viridiplantae; Streptophyta; Magnoliopsida; Lamiales; Lamiaceae. The record is from RefSeq and is a predicted model, not a curated record. Gene Ontology annotation, biological process: carbohydrate metabolic process. The transcript has 3 exons. Gene Ontology annotation, cellular component: plasma membrane. The coding region runs from base 93 to 1172 and encodes 359 amino acids. Gene Ontology annotation, molecular function: hydrolase activity, hydrolyzing O-glycosyl compounds.
GAUAUUUUUGAUAAAUUCCAAUUCCCUUUAUGUUAUCUCCAAAGUCUGAAAAAACUCAUCACUAGCUUAUUGUUGUUUCAACUUCCUCCUCCAUGGCUACCACCGCAACUCACUUCAUAAUUACAAGCCUCCUCAUUGUGAUCUCUCUUGAUUUCACAUUUGGUGGAGUAGGUGUCUGCUUCGGAAGGCUGGGGAACAAUUUGCCGAGCGUACAAACAACCAUAGCUCUGUACAAAAAGUACAACAUCCGAAGCAUGCGGCUCUACGACCCCCACCCGCCCACCCUCCGCGCCCUCGCCGGCACCGGCAUCCGCCUCAUGCUCGGCAUCCCAAACGACCGUCUCCGCCCCCUCGCCAACUGCCCCGACGCCGCCACAACCUGGGUCCGCACCAACAUCCUAACCUACCCCAACGUCACCUUCCGCUACAUCUCCGUCGGCAACGAGGUCGACCCCGACUCCGACCCGGGCCGGUUCGUGCUCCCCGCAAUGCAGAACAUCUAUCGAGCCAUCCGAGCCGCGAGGGUGGGGGGCCGGAUCAGAGUCUCCACAUCCAUCAAAACGGAUCUUCUAGAAAGAUCGUAUCCGCCGCAAGCGGGGGAGUUCAAAUGCAGCGUCAAUUGGUACAUUAGGCCGAUCGUGGAGUUUCUGAGGGACACGCGCGCGCCUCUGCUCGCCAACGUGUACCCUUACUUCGCCUACAUCAACGACCGCCGCAACAUCAACCUCUCCUACGCGCUGCUGCAGCCCAACAGCGGCGUCGUGGCCGGCGGCGUCUACUACGACAAUCUCUACUACGCCAUCCUCGACGCCGUGGAGGCGGCCAUGGACAGGAUCCUUGCUGCGUCGCCGUCGUUGUUUUCCGACCAGAAGCAGAGCGCCGGUAGUUCGCGUGCAGCUGGUUCGGAGACCGGCUGGCCGUCGAGCACGGGCGGCACGACGGCCCUUGACGACGGAGAUGUUAACACCGUCGAAAACGCGAGAAUCUACAACAACAAUUUGAUGCGCAUCGUUAAGAGUGGGACCCCGAGAAGGCCGGGUCGACGUCGUCGUUUGGAGACGUAUAUAUUUGCUAUGUUUGAUGAGAAUUUGAAGCCCGGCCCCGCCUAUGAGAGGCAUUUUGGGAUUUUCUCGCCCGACGCUCGACCCAAAUACCCGCUCCGUUUCCGGUAGCUGCCUCGUUUUCAUUUUUUUUUUCUAGGUGGGAUAGAUCAUCUUUUCUAUUCCCUCCAUCCCACAAGAGUGUGCAUCACUUUUAAUGGUACGAGUUUUAAUAAAAUGUUAUAUGAGUGUAUUGAGAGUUGAAAAAGUGAUUCACUUCAUUAUAAAAUAAGAGUAAGAAAUAAGGAGUUAGUGGUGGGGUCAUGUCCAAAAAUGGCAAAUGCACACUCUUUUGAGACGUCCCAAAAUAGAAAUAAGGACACACUCUUAUGGGUCGGA